Messenger RNA from Endocarpon pusillum Z07020, 981 nucleotides. RefSeq lists its product as uncharacterized. Bases 1 to 981 code for a protein of 326 amino acids. The transcript has a single exon. Gene Ontology annotation, biological process: mRNA splicing, via spliceosome. The record is from RefSeq and is a predicted model, not a curated record. Gene Ontology annotation, molecular function: protein binding. Lineage: Eukaryota; Fungi; Ascomycota; Eurotiomycetes; Verrucariales; Verrucariaceae. Gene Ontology annotation, cellular component: catalytic step 2 spliceosome.
AUGCCUCCCACGCUUCCCUCCACUCUGCUUCACACGAUAUCCUCGCAUAAUGGCCCAGUGAAUGCGCUUACAUUCUCUUCUCUCGGUGGCACCUACAUUUUAUCUGGCUCUUCUGAUCGCCAAAUCCACCUCUCUCGCAGCGAGCCUACUUCUACCUCGACUCCUGUCAAAGCGCGUUCCACCACUGCGAGCACAGCACCGAUUCAAAAGUAUGUCGCGCACGGCUACCCCAUCCUCGACAUCUCUUGCUCGGCCGACAAUCAGACCUUUGCGUCAGUAGGUGGGGACCGAUCCGUCUUCCUUUGGGACGUCCAAGCUGCGUCUACGAUUCGACGCCUUGGUGGGACGCAGCAGGGCCAUACUAGUCGCAUUAACACUGUUUCAUUCGCUGGUGCUGAAGACUCGGUGCUGGUCAGCGGCAGUGAUGAUAGGACUGUUAGGGUCUGGGAUUUGAAGAGCAGAAAUGCCAAUCCUAUCAUGGUCUUCGAAGAGGCUGGUGAUUCUGUCUCUGCCAUUGUGGUGAGGGGCGAGGAGAUAAUUGCCGGAAGUGUGGAUGGGAGGGUCAGGAGUUACGAUGUCAGGAUGGGAUUAUGUACAGAGGAUACUAUGCCCGCUGCUGUCACUAGUGUUCAGAUUACCGGAGAUGGGCAAGCACUCCUUGUUGCGUGCCUCGACUCUAAAAUCAGAUUGAUUGACCGGAAGGAUGGCACAAGUUUGCGGGCUUUCUGCGGCAAUGAAUUCAAGAAUGAAGAGUUGAGAAUCAAGAGCUGCUUUGGAAAAGGCGAGGUGGUUGUGAUGAGUGGUUCUGAAGGUUCUGGCACGGUUAACGUUUGGGAUGUUAUGACUGGACAGGUUGUGGGUACUAUUGAAGCUGCAGAGAAGGUUAUCAGCGUUGUCAGAUGGCGUAAGAAAGGCAGAGGAGUCGAAGGCAUAUGGGCUAGUGGCGGAGCAGAUGGUGUGGUACGGGUGUGGGGCGAUUGA